This is a messenger RNA of Sphaerulina musiva SO2202, 2436 nucleotides long. RefSeq names its product glycoside hydrolase family 95 protein. NCBI's taxonomy places the organism in Eukaryota, Fungi, Ascomycota, Dothideomycetes, Mycosphaerellales, Mycosphaerellaceae. The coding region runs from base 1 to 2436 and encodes 811 amino acids. The transcript is spliced from 3 exons. Gene Ontology annotation, molecular function: alpha-L-fucosidase activity. Gene Ontology annotation, biological process: carbohydrate metabolic process. The record is from RefSeq and is a predicted model, not a curated record.
AUGGCCACGACUCACACUCUGUUUUACGAGUCUCCAGCAAACCUGUGGGAAGAUGGCUUGCCGAUUGGAAACGGUCGACUCGGAGCCAUGAUCCGUGGAACGACGAAUGUAGAACGACUCUGGCUCAACGAAGACUCUGUGUGGUAUGGCGGACCGCAGAACCGAGUGAAUCCCGCGGCUCAUAAAAACCUGGAACUCGUCCGAGAGCUCAUCGAUCAAAACAAGAUUGCCGAAGCCGAAAAUAUCAUGUCCCGGACCUUCACAGGUAUGCCAGAAAGCAUGCGGCACUACGAGCCAUUGGGAGACGUGUUCAUGCACUUUGGCCACGGCCGCUUCUCCGGACGAGGCGGUGCAGCUGUGCAAUCCUAUCGGAGAGCACUGGACUUGCAGACUGGGCUCGCCACUGUCAGCUAUGCAUGUCAAGGGGGAAAUUUCCAGCGAGAGGUCUUCAGCAGUACUGUGGCAGAAGUCAUAUGCAUGAGAAUUUCUUCCGACCAGUGCUUGUCUUUCUUAUUGACGCUCAAUCGAGGCGACGAUAAUGAUGCCCAUCGCCAGUUCGACAGGGCUUUUGAUACCUUGACCAAUACUGACGAUGGCCUCGUGUUGACGGCUGUCAUGGGGGGUCGGAAUGCCGUCGAGCUCGCCAUUGGUGUCAAGAUUGUGUGCGACGACGGCGUGAAGGUGGACUCUUGCGGCAUUGACGUCGAGGUAUCGAUGCAGAAAGGAAGCGUGCUGAUUCUCAUUGCUGGAGAGACUACGUUCCGCAACACCAAUGCAGUCGACGCUGUCCAGCAAAGACUUGAAGAGGCUGCGAAGUCUACUUGGGACCAACUACUGUCAGCACACGUCGCCCACUUUGGCCGUCUCUAUAACCGUGUUGAACUACACCUCGACCAAGAACUCAAUGUCGAUCACGUUUCAACAGACCAGCGGCUAGAACAGGCCAGACAGCAUCCUGGACAAGACAACGAAUUGACCGCGUUGCUGUUCCACUACGGUCGAUACCUAUUGAUCAGCUCAUCCCUUUCCGGACUUCCCGCAAAUCUCCAAGGCAUCUGGAACUGCGAUGCGAAGCCCGUCUGGGGAUCCAAGUACACGGCGAACAUCAACCUCGAAAUGAACUACUGGCCUGCAGAAGUGACCAACCUCCCCGAAUGCCACCAAGUGCUCUUCAAUUUCCUCGAGCGUCUCGCCGAACGAGGCACGCAAACCGCCCAGCAAAUGUACGGAUGCCGUGGCUGGACCUGCCAUCACAACACCGACAUCUGGGCAGACACGGCUCCCCAAGACCGAUCGAUUUGCGCAACAUAUUGGAAUUUGACCGGAGCCUGGCUCAGCACUCACAUCUGGGAGCAUUACCUCUUCACUCUCGACUUGGAUUUCUUACAACGUUAUUUCCCCAUCAUGCGCGGCUCCGCACAAUUCUUCCAAGACUUUCUCAUCGAACGAGAUGGACAUCUCGUCACUUCUCCCAGCAUCUCCGCCGAAAACUCCUAUUUCCUCCCCAACAGUAACAGCAAUAACAACAAACCCGUCGUCGGCUCCAUCUGCGCCGGACCAACCUGGGACUCUCAAAUCCUCCGCGAGCUCUUCCACGCUUGCAUACAAGCCGGCAACCUCCUCCACGAGCCCGUCGCCGAGUACGAACACGUAUUGAACAAAUUACCCCCUACCCAAAUCGGAAAACACGGCCAAAUCAUGGAAUGGCUUCACGAUGUCGAUGAAGUCGAAAUUGGUCAUCGCCAUAUUAGUCACUUGUGGGGUUUGUAUCCUGGAACAUCCCUUUCUUCUUCUUCUUCUUCCUUUUCUUCCGGAGGAGAAAAAGAAAAAGAAAACGAAAAAGAAAAAGAAUCCCAACUCCACCUCGCCGCCAAACGCACCCUCGAACGUCGCUUAUCCGGAGGAAGUGGCCAUACAAGUUGGAGUUUGGCAUGGAUUCUAUGUUUGUAUGCACGACUUGGCAACGAAGAAGAGGACGAAAAAGAAAAAGAAAAACAAAAGACCAUGGAUGGUGGUGGUGGUGGUGGUGAUAUGGCACAAAAAAUGUUACGAAAAAUGUCUCAUGCGGUUUUACAGAAUUGUCUGGCCAAUCAUCCUCCGUUUCAAAUUGAUGGGAAUUUUGGUUUUACUGCUGCUGUGGCUGAGAUGUUGUUGCAAAGUCAUCGGACAACAAUAAUCAAUCUAUUGCCAUGUUUGCUAGCGGACUGGGAGCGUGGAGGAAGUGUGCGAGGACUACGUGCAAGGGGCGAUGUACUUGUGGAUCUUGAAUGGCGAGAGGGGAAAUUAGAGCGCGCAGUACUGCUGUCUGCGAGACGACGGCAGACGCGGACGUGUAGGAUUGCAGCGAAGAGGUUGAAGAGUGGAAAAAAGGGGGAGAUGAAGGUAGAAUUGGUUCCGGGAAAGGCGGUGGAGUUGACGGGAUAUUGGGAGGACUAA